GUGGGAGGUGCUGCUGAGCCGUCCUCACGAGCCCGCGCUCGCCGAGUUCGCUGCUCGAAUAACUCGGAUGGAAGACGAGCAGUUCAUGAUACAGAGCACGCGCGACCUGGAAGCGGUUGCAAUGAUGCUGCCUUACGCGCAAGACACGCUCGUCAAAGUGAAGGCUUCGUUAGAAGCUCUGAGAAGCCCAGCUUGGGAACAGGUUUUAAAGCAUCAUACCGGAAUAAUGCAUCUGGAAAUUCUGGACAUGAGCCCUGAUUUUGCACCAUGUGAUGACGUGCUGCAGCCUCUACUCAGCACCAGUUCCAGGAUCAAAAGUUUCCAGGGGCACAUCAGGACGGAGGCAGGCAUCGCGGCGCUGGCUUCAGCGGCCGCGGCUUCAGCGUCCAUACACAUCAGGGUCGAGGCGCCGCUCAACCUCAGCGCACUGCACGGGAAAUACGCUGAACUGCACGUUUGCACGCCCGUACUUGACACGGCUGUUGCAGCAGCGCCUCUACCAGCCCUGCCUUCUCCCGUGCUGCAGGUUCUCAGCCCCGGUGCUGGCACCUGGGAGGCCGUAGUCAGGACGGUGCUGACUUAUGCACCAAGAUGCAAGAAGUUCUGGGGAAUUGAGCUGCGGCAGUCUGCGCUAAGCGAGGAGGAGGAGCGACUGCUGCUGUUGACCCUGCACGAGAAGAGGCUGAGGACCAACGAUGCUGGCAUCACACGCGCCGAGCCUAAUGGUGCACACCGAAGGCGAAUCCGUCUCUGUGAAGAUCCUCCAGCUAUUUAUUCUCCGUGAUAAGCGCCCAGGGAACAGGAAUGAACCGACCAGUUUAGGCUCGAAAAUGCCUGCUUUGGUGGGACAGUUAAUUGCCGGUUAAUAAUGAGUAGAAAAUAUUGAGCGCACAGUUUGGUACUCAAAGGAAUGUCUAUUUUUCUAUUUGUGGCACCUAUGAUGUCACUCUGGCAUCGAAUGGGAGAGGUCCAUAUACGUGGUUAAAAUUUGUGAGACGUUAAUUAGAUGUAAAGAGUAUUUUGACCGUAGCUAUAAUAUGUAACUUAAUUGCCCUGAUUUUAAUUAUUUCGACUGUUGCACGAACAUCAGAAAACUUCCUGUGAUACAUCAAAAUAUGAAAAGAUGACAGAGCUAGUGCACGGCCGGGCAUUCAGAAAGGAUAUUACUUCUUUUGUCCUCCUUGUAUUGCGCUAAUAUUCACCCUCAGGUGCCGUUAAUGGUUGUUUAUUGCACAUUAAUUACUGUUCAUGUCAGUGACGGGCCUUAGAUCCCAUGCUGCACACGCUGCGUGUGUGUGAGUGGCUUCAAUUUGUAAUGAGAAACGGAAGAAUUGGAAGAGGUGAUCAGAACAGAAACAAUUGAAUAACAAGAGGGUACGAAAAAUUGAGCUAGACGAAAAUUUUUGUCGCCUAAAAUUGUGCUAGGAGUCUUCCGUACUGUUAUUAUUAUUAUAUGUUUUUUGAGAUCUGGAUUUUGGUUAUAAGUUUUUUUCGUUCUUACUUCUAGUGUUAUGAUAAAAAGAGAACGACUUUUUGCAUCAUUAAUUUGGUAGUUUAAAUUGGAGAUUUUAAUUUGUAAAUAUGAUUUUCGCACAUUCACCUGACAUGGCGAUAUUUAAAAAUGUAAAUAAUAGGAAUCAUAGUUUAGAAAUAAUAUGCGAUUAAAAUUACUUUUAGAGAAAACACUUACUAAAGAGUCCAGUGUCACUGAUGUUACA
Molecule: messenger RNA, 1718 nt
Organism: Hyalella azteca
Lineage: Eukaryota; Metazoa; Arthropoda; Malacostraca; Amphipoda; Hyalellidae
Exons: 6
Coding region: 68-784 (238 amino acids)
Source: RefSeq, a predicted model, not a curated record